GCGCGGAAGGCUGCGGUGCGGGCUGGAGAGUGCGUGUCUCUCGCGGGGGAGGGGUGACGGCGGGGCCGGUCAAAGAGCAGCCGAGCGCCGCGCGAAGGGAUCCCCGAUCGAGCUCACGCGGGGAUUUUAAUCCGAUUCCGGCCGGCCCGGAUUUUAUCGAGAGCGGGUUUUAAGGCGGUUCUGUCUCCGGCCUCGGGAGACGGGCAGGAUGUCCGAAGUGGAGCAGCAGGUGGCGGAUCCCGCCGACGCCACCCAGAACGGGCACGAAGCGGCCGAAGGCGCCGGGGAGCAGCAGGCCGAGAGCGGCGGAGCGGCGGCGCCGGUGGCCGCCAGCCAGAACGGAGCCGAAGGCGACCAGAUCAACGCCAGCAAGAACGAGGAGGAUGCGGGGAAAAUGUUUGUUGGUGGCCUCAGCUGGGAUACAAGCAAAAAAGACUUGAAAGACUACUUCACUAAAUUUGGUGAAGUGGCUGACUGUACAAUAAAGAUGGACCCGAACACAGGAAGAUCAAGAGGUUUUGGAUUUAUUUUGUUCAAAGAAGCUGGAAGUGUUGACAAGGUAUUGGAACAGAAAGAACACAGGUUAGAUGGGCGACUUAUUGACCCCAAGAAGGCCAUGGCAAUGAAAAAAGAUCCAGUGAAGAAAAUUUUUGUUGGUGGACUUAACCCUGAAGCCACAGAAGAGAAAAUCCGGGAAUACUUUGGAGAGUUUGGAGAGAUUGAAGCAAUUGAACUUCCAAUGGAUCCAAAGACCAACAAAAGGAGAGGCUUUGUGUUCAUCACUUUCAAGGAAGAAGAUCCAGUCAAGAAGAUCUUGGAAAAAAAAUUCCAUAAUGUUAGCGGAAGCAAGUGUGAGAUCAAGGUAGCGCAGCCAAAGGAAGUAUACCAGCAGCAACAAUUCAGUAGUGGUGGAGGAAGAGGCAGCUAUGGAGGAAGAGGCAGAGGUGGAAGAGGUGGUCAAGGCAGUGCAAAUUAUGGGAAAAGUCCAAGACGUGGUGGUCAUCAGAAUAAUUACAAGCCAUAUUGAUCAAAUUUAUUCAGGUUAAACUGAAACUGAUUUUGAGGGUCUGCUUAAAGCUGCAGCUCUGCAACUAGGGACUGCCUCUUGGAGUUUACUAUGGACUCUGCAUUACUCCAGUUGUACAGAAUGAGAUGUAUCUUAGGGAACCAGUGUCACUUUCCACCUUUUUAUUUUGUAUUGUUUUUGUGUCAUACAUUUCCUGUAAUGGAAGUGUUAAUUUUACUGUACUUUUUGGUACCUUUUUGGAAUCUAAUGUAUUGUAAGGUAUUUUACAUGUGUUCUGAUUCACCAUGACAUGGAUAUUGAAGCUAUCCUAGCUUUUGAAAUAAAAAAGGUGUAAUCUAG
This is a messenger RNA of Malaclemys terrapin pileata, 1366 nucleotides long. It is a transcript of the gene HNRNPAB, whose product is annotated as heterogeneous nuclear ribonucleoprotein A/B. Bases 209 to 1027 code for a protein of 272 amino acids. The transcript is spliced from 8 exons. NCBI's taxonomy places the organism in Eukaryota, Metazoa, Chordata, Testudines, Emydidae. Gene Ontology annotation, cellular component: nucleoplasm. Gene Ontology annotation, molecular function: RNA binding. The record is from RefSeq and is a predicted model, not a curated record. Gene Ontology annotation, biological process: regulation of gene expression.